Molecule: messenger RNA, 2105 nt
Organism: Emiliania huxleyi CCMP1516
Lineage: Eukaryota; Haptophyta; Isochrysidales; Noelaerhabdaceae
Exons: 3
Coding region: 67-1971 (634 amino acids)
Biological process (GO): protein O-linked glycosylation via mannose
Molecular function (GO): protein binding; mannosyltransferase activity
Source: RefSeq, a predicted model, not a curated record
GCGCCUCGCCGCGGGUGAACACGCCUCCGCUUACCGCUCCCGCGAGUGUAAACGCGCGUUGCUGUGAUGAGCCAUCCCAGUCUCGUCAUGGGCGUCGCGCUGCUGGCCGCGGCCGUGGCUGCCGAGCGCGUCUGCGUCGACCCAGGCGGCGCGAGCUGCUCCGAGGCGCCCGACGCCGCCCUCUCUGACGCCCUCUCUGCGAACGAGGUGGACCACAACCGCGAGUCUGCCGAGGCGUGCCGGCACUUCUUCUGCGGCGAUGCGGCGGCGGAGGUGGCUCUGCCCCAGAUGAGCCGCCACCCGCUCGGCCACGGCCCGCUGGUCGACAUCGUCGAGGGCGCCGGCGAGGAGGAGCACUCCAUCUACGUGACGGAGGCGCCGCUCUUCUCGGCGGCCGAGUGCGACGAGGUGGUGGCGCUGGCCGAGGCGGAGGGGGGCGGCCUUCCGAGCACAAAGUCGGGCAAGUACCGCAUUGGCAAGGCCUGGGUGAGGGAGAUGCCGGGUGUGCUGAGCUGGUUCAACGGCGCGCUCGAGACGAAGCUGUACCCGGCGCUGGCGCAGCUCUUCCCGGCGCACGUCUCUUCGACCGCGCAGCUGCGCGCGCACUCGGUCGCCAUCCUCAAGUACAACGAGUCGCACCCCGCGACCGACGUCCACAUCGACGACGCGCUACUCGCCUUUACGGUGGCGCUCUCGCCCUCCUCCUCGUUCGAGGGGGGAGGGACGUACUUCGAGAGCCUGCGGGCGGUGCUGCCGAUGGGGCAGGGCAUGGUGCUGCCGAUGGAGCAGGGCAUGGUCACUUUCCGGCCCGGCGCCGUGCGGCAUGCGGGCCACGCUGUCUCCUCCGGCCUCCGGUACGUCCUCGGCGGCUUCAUCGCGCUCGCAGACAGAGUCGAGCACGUGAGGCGGCUCAACGAGCGUGGCAACCGGCUGCUGCUCGCCCCGUCGCCGACUGCCCCCGAGCUCGAGCAGGCGGACCGGCUGUUUGCGCAGGGGCUGCGCCUCAACCCGCACUGCUCCCUCUGCCACGCCAACCGCGCCGACGCGCUGCUGCGCCUCGACCGGCCUGCAGAGGCGGAGGAGGAGCUCAAGGCGCAGACGGCGCUGCUGCCGCUCGACUCGGACGCCCACUUCUCGCUCGGCGUCGCUCUCCGCGCGCAGGGCCGCACGGCCGAGGCGGUGCAGGCGUACCAGGCCGCGUUGCGCCUCGUGCCGCGCGACUUCGACGCGUGGGUGAACCUCGCCGCCGCACUCGCUGACCUGGAGCGGUUCGGCGAGGAGGCGGACGCCUACGAGCACGCGGCGGAGCUGCGGCCGUCCGAGGCGCUGCCGUGGCUCAACUUGGGCGAGGCGCGCCUCUCGACCGGCGACGAGGCCGCGGCGGAGCUCGCCUUCCGACGCGCCUCUGCGGCUGCACCGACCGACGCGCGGCCGUUCCUCUCCCUCGGCCGGCUGAGCGCUCGCCAGUCGAGACCUGCCGAGGCGAUCGACCUCUUCUACCAGGGCGCGCUCGCAAACUCGGAGUACUUUGACGAGGCGAAGCAGGGCAUCGCCACCGCGCGCACGCAGCAAGGCCGCCUCUCCGAGGCCCUCGCAGACUUCGAGUCGGCGCAGCGGAUGGCGCCGAACAGCGAGAAGGUGCGCGCGGCGGUGGAGGACGUGAGGCGGCAGGCGGCGGCACUCGCGCGCGUCGAGGCCGGCCUCGAGGACCGAGCAGCGGAGGUGUGCGGCACGCCUUGCCGCGACGUGGUCGACACGUCCGGCUACGCGGUGUGCGCCGUCUCGUGGGCGGACGGCUGCGGCGACGCGCCGCCGCCCGACGGCUUCUCCGCCGCCUCACGCGUGGCGGACCUGUGCGAGCGCACUUGCGCCUUCUACCUGCUGCGAAGCGGCGCCGUCGUGGACGAGGCGUCCGGAGAGGCGACGGAGACGGCGGCAGGAGAGGCGAAUGAGGCAGCGGCCGCGCCGUGAUGUGCCGGCAUGCUGUAUGAGCGGAGGGCUAGGCCCCAUUGGCACUACAGUACUGCCGGUCGGCAGCGCGGCGGCGCGUGACGCGGUGGGAGAAGGAAAGCAUUUUUUGUCCAGAUAAAUACCCCAACAUGCAA